AUGGAAGCGUGUCUGCAGUGUCUAGUUAUUCUCAUCUCCAAAGGCUGGACUACAAAGAUUGACUUGAACUUGAGUGGUCAGCUUUUGAUCUUCUUGACGCUUACUUGCGAUACUUCUGGCAAGACUGUGCCUACAGGGCUUGCCACGGACGAGCUUCGCGCGAUUGGAUUUCGAUGCAUGCAAGCGCUCUUCCAGUCUCUGAGUGCCAACUCUGCAGGGAAAGCUUCUCUGGUUGGAACGGCAAAUGUACCUUCUUUGGGUCAUGCUGUCUCGGUGACUCUCGAAGGCAUCGUCACUGGAGAAUCUUUUCAGGUUCAACUAGCGGCAGCAGAUGCAUUAAAGGCACUUGUUACUUGCAUAGAUGAUAUGGAAGUGCUGUCUAGCUUUUUGCCUGGUGUCGUGUCAUCGUGGACCAAGACUCUCACACCCAACACCAAAGGUCGCCGGCAUUGGCGAGUUCUGAUUGCUGGCUUGCAAACAAUCGAAUCGCUCCUCAGGGCACUUCUCAGAGAUGAAUUAGUCGAUCGGCUAUUGUCUCCAGCAAAGGAUGCAGCACCUUCGAAUGAUACAAAAACUACAAAACUCGAUAGUAGUUGGGUCAAAGCGACGGCAGCACAGUUGAAAGUCGCGAUAGCAAACAUCAACAGACUACGCACACACGAACGCCCGGAAGUGCAAGCAGCCGUGCUUGAGUUCAACUUGACACUUCUCUCUGAGUGUAGCCAUGCACUAGCAGACUCCUGUGCUUUGGCAGCAGAGACCAUCUUACUGCUCAUGCAAGCAGAUUCGAAUGCUUCCUACAGAGACAAGAUUGCAGCUUUGGCACAGAACAACUCGUCGAUAUCAGACCUUCUGGCAACAGUAUUCCGCAACGAACAGCUCUCCUUGGUGCGAAUCAUGCAGUCAAACGACGACCAGGCAAAAGAACGAUCCCUCGGCAAGCUUUUCGGCGCCUACACGAUACUGGCUAGCACUGAGGUUGAUAUGUCGAUGAUUUCAAGAAUGCUCGCAAGCGGUCUCAAGGAUAGCGUGAUGACAACACUGCAACAUUCAGUCGACCGCAAUGCGAAGCAAUCUAGAGUCACGCCUAUCACCAUCUCUGACAUCUCGCCAAAGACGAGUCAAAAGUCGUUGACGUUUACUUCACCACUGGCGGAAUACAAGACUCAAGAAACAAUACUGAGAUACAUCAGUCAGAUGCUCAAGAAGUUGAAGAGCGCACGUUCAUCUCUGGGCCUUGCUUCAGAUCUCAUGCUAGCGCUGAGGACGUCGGAGAAGACCACCCAGGUUGCAACAUUCUGGCUUAUAUUACAAGAUCUCCAGAACAACAACGAUGAAGUCGACGGCUUCAUGAAUGAUAUGCUGAUCGGCGAUCUGUACUCCAAGGACCACUCUAUAUCAUUACGGGAACAGUUGUACUCAUUCUCCUUGGAGGUGCUGGAGAAUGACGAAUCUUCCGACUGGCGACUCAAGAGUCUGGCUCUUGAAGCCGUUGCUUUUCACGCGCAACGCUAUGGUGUCGAUUUCCGCGAUGAGCUGGUGGAAGCAUUGUACCCUAUUCUCCAUCACCUUGGCUCAGAGUCAGGAUAUGUUCGGAAUCAUGCAAUGACAUGUUUGAACAUCGUCGCGGACGCGUGUGGCUACACUGACGCGGGCGAGCUUAUCGUGUCCAAUGUUGAUUACCUCGUCAAUGCUGUGGCGUUGAAGCUCAAUGCCUUUGAUGUGUCGCCACAGGGACCCCAAGUUUUGCUCAUGAUGGUGCGGCUGGCUGGUCCGUCGUUGCUGCCUUAUUUGGAAGACACACUUGAAAGCAUCUUUGCUGCGUUGGAAGACUAUCAUGGCUAUACUACACUAGUUGAGCUUUUGUUCGCCGUUCUGCGCACCAUGGCAGAAGAGGGAGUAAAGUCUCCAUUGCUCGCCAUCACAAACGAACCAGAAACACCGAAACAGGAAUCCAGCAGAUGGAAACCCGCGCAUCUCACAGACCUUAUCCAAAUCAUCCAGAGUCUUUCACAGAAGCCCAUUGAUGCUUUGGAUCCGCCAACCAGCCUCCUCGACCCAGAAGACGACAACGCACCAUCCUCCCAACUCGAAGAUCCCGAGCCCUCAGAGUCGCACCCACCAGCCCCCAAAACCUACUCUUUGCUCCUGAAAAUCACACAAUUGACUCAGCAUUACCUCUCCUCUUCCUCGCCCUCAUUACGCACCUCACUCUUCUCUCUCCUCAACACCACCAUCCCUGCCCUCGCAAAACACGAAAACUCGUUUUUGCCCCUCGUAAACACGCUAUGGCCUGAGGUAACUUCGCGUCUCUUCGACACGGAAGCAUUUAUCGUCAGUGGUUCUCUUACCAUCAUCGCUACAAUGUGCGAGCACGCAGGUACCUUUAUGCGGACCCGCAUCGAGUCUUUGUGGCCUGGAUUGCUGUCUCUACACCGCAAACUCGUUCUGGAAAUCAAUGCCUCGGCGCCAAAAUCACAUCAACACCAUGCAAAUCUUGCAAUCAGCACAAAACAAGCAUACAUAGAUACUUCUACCAAGACACUGGCGCAAAGUUUGCAAGCUUUGCUGCUUGCCAUUGUCAAGUUUGUCGAGGUGGAUGCAGAAAGGUUUGACGAUGUGUUGAGGAUACUGGGGCCUGUUUCUCAAUUGCCAGAUGAUGCAAAGAAGGUGCUGGAAGUAUUUAAUAGCGAUGCGGUGUGGUUGGCUGAGUAUAAGGAUAAGCCGUGGCCACUCAAGACACCUGUGUCGAGAUUUGCGUUUGCGAAAGCGUAG
Molecule: messenger RNA, 2775 nt
Organism: Aureobasidium uvarum
Lineage: Eukaryota; Fungi; Ascomycota; Dothideomycetes; Dothideales; Saccotheciaceae
Source: the annotation of a GenBank genome assembly